UCCCGCCUCUUUUGAUUUGAUAGUGGAAGUUCCAUCCCUGGGUAUGGAAUCCAACAGGGUUUUGCUGGAUUUUCAAAUUCCAAUCCAAGAUGCCGUUUCUAGACUUCAAUUUGCGCCUCUUUCUAAUAAUCUCCUAGUUUCUUCCUGGGACUCUAUUCUUCGCUUGUAUGAUGCUGAUAAUUGUACACUGAGACUUGAAGUUGCAUCUGAAGCUGCGCUACUGGAUUGUUGCUUCCAGAAUGAAUCAUUAGCUUUGAGCGCUGCUUCUGAUGGCUGCAUAAGAAGGUACGAAUUGCAAUCAGGGAUAUUUGAGACUGUUGGAAAGCACGGUGAUAGUGUAACCCAUAUUAGAUAUUCUGAUCAAACGUGCCAAAUAGUAACAGCAGGGUUGGAUGGGAAGAUACAGUUGUGGGACACACGUAACAAAAAGUCUCCAUCAUUUGUGAGAAAUAUGGGUUCAGAUGUGGUAUCCAUGUCUCUGUCUGGAUUUAAUUUAAUUGUGGCUUCUGGAGCAUGUGUAUAUUUAUUGGACUUACGGAACCUAGAGAAAUCAAUUCAACUGAAAGAUUCUUACAUGAAAGUUCCAGUAGCCUGUGUUAGCUCAGUUCCUUAUAGGGAAGGAGUUGCAGUUGGAUCAGUAGAUGGACGUGUAGCUCUGGAUAUUGCUUGUCUGGACCAAACAGAUGACAUUAGAUAUAUUUUUAGGUGUCACCCGAAGUCAAAAGCCGCAAAAAACCAUUUGGAGUCGGUGAAUGAUAUUGUGUUUAAUCCAAUACAUCAUGGUGCCUUUGCUACGGGUGAUAAUGCAGGCUUUGUCAGCAUAUGGGAUUUCCAAAGAAAGACAAGAAUACUUGAGUUACCUAGAUUUCCAAAUAGUGUGGCUUCUUUAUCUUACAACUGCGGAGGGGAACUUUUGGCUGUUGCUUCAAGUUGUACGUACCAAGAAGCUAAUGAAAGAGAAGAGCCUCCUCAAGUGUUCUUACAUAAUGUAAAGGAGAAGUAAAAUCUCAAAUCCUUUUCUGCUUCUUCCACUGGAUAACAUAACGUACCCGAUCAUGCCUUGCUUCCCACAAAAAGGGAUCAAAAUUCAUGAUGGAUUUUAAUAAAAAAAUAUGACGAUUUGUCAAAUUUUUACAAGGUGGGAAAGGAAGCUGAAUAGCGAUGGCGUUGUAUUACUGUCGAAUUAAUUGAAUUGAUAUAAGACACAUAGUGGAGCUUCAUUGGCGUUGCAUUUUAUCUAUUUGAUGUUCUUUUUUCCCUUUUAAGAUGUGGAGUUUGGAAUUGGUGAGUAUUGCUAAACUAAAUGAGUUAUGUUGGAAUAUUCAACUACAUGCCUUCUCUUGGGAUGGAAUUUAUUUCCACUUUGUGAUCAUUUUACACGUUA
This is a messenger RNA of Cucumis sativus (cucumber), 1384 nucleotides long. RefSeq names its product mitotic checkpoint protein BUB3.3. The transcript is spliced from 10 exons. Gene Ontology annotation, molecular function: ubiquitin binding. Bases 44 to 1003 code for a protein of 319 amino acids. Lineage: Eukaryota; Viridiplantae; Streptophyta; Magnoliopsida; Cucurbitales; Cucurbitaceae. The record is from RefSeq and is a predicted model, not a curated record. Gene Ontology annotation, cellular component: bub1-bub3 complex; kinetochore; mitotic checkpoint complex. Gene Ontology annotation, biological process: mitotic spindle assembly checkpoint signaling.